Molecule: messenger RNA, 1038 nt
Organism: Coprinopsis cinerea okayama7#130
Lineage: Eukaryota; Fungi; Basidiomycota; Agaricomycetes; Agaricales; Psathyrellaceae
Exons: 7
Coding region: 1-1038 (345 amino acids)
Biological process (GO): alpha-ketoglutarate transport; mitochondrial citrate transmembrane transport
Cellular component (GO): mitochondrion
Molecular function (GO): tricarboxylate secondary active transmembrane transporter activity
Source: RefSeq, a predicted model, not a curated record
AUGGGUGUCGCCAAACAACCAGGUCAAAAGGGCGUUAGCUGGUCCAACAUUGCCGUCGGUCAGUCUCUCCACAUUGUCAAUCAUGGUCCCGCCGCUGACAACCUUCCUCGUAUCCAGUUGACCAUGACUCCCUAUUAUCUGUCCUGCAAUAGUUUGAGGUUAGUCGUUCUACUGCUGCAUUCGCCUUCCAGUAACCAAUGCAAUAUCCAGGUGACGACUCUCGGACAACCGCUCGAGGUGCUCAAGACCCAGAUGGCCGCCAACCGUAACCAAACCAUGUACCAAGCUCUCAAGAGUGUCUGGGCUCGGGGUGGUGUCGUUGGUUUCUACCAGGGUCUCAUUCCUUGGGCAUGGAUAGAGGCCUCCACGAAGGGCGCUGUGCUGAUCUUCACUGCCUCGGAGGUUGAGAACGCUACCCUGGCCGCGGGCAUCAACCCUGGUCUCGCCGGGCUGCUGGGUGGUAUGACGGGUGGUAUUGCUCAGGCAUACGCUACCAUGGGUUUUACGACUUGUAUGAAGACCGCUGAAAUUACGCGCGCAAAGACCGCUGCCACCGGUGUGAAGCCUCCAUCGACAUGGGCUGUGUUCGCCGACAUCUACCGGAGAGAGGGUCUGGCUGGCGUCAACAAGGGUGUGAACGCUGUGGCCGUCCGACAGUGCACUAACUGGGGUUCCCGAAUGGGUUUCGCUCGCCUGGCCGAGGAUAUGAUCCGCAAAGUCAAGGGCAAGACCGAAGGCGAGAGCCUCGGAGCUGUUGACAAGAUUAUUGCCUCGACUGUUGGUGGCGCUCUCGCCACCUGGAAUCAGCCUAUUGAGGUUAUCCGUGUUGAGAUGCAAAGCAUGGCCAAGGGUGCUGCUGCCGACGUGAACCGACCCGCCAAGCUCACCAUCAUGAACACUCUCAAGUACAUCUACAACCAAAACGGCAUCAAAGGUCUCUACCGUGGUGUCACCCCCCGUAUUGGUCUCGGUGUUUGGCAAACCAUUUGCAUGGUCUCCCUGGCGGACUAUGUCAAGGCAUGGGUCAAGGGGCAGUAG